UGCCACGACAGCAUCAGGAAAUAAGCUCGGGAGAGGACCGAUCUGACCAAAUAAGAAACUUCACCAAGACCUGUCAGACGUGGCCUUCUGCACAGAAACACCAUCGAUAUUAAACAGACAAGGUGGUCGCUGGGUCUGUUUCUGCUAUGAUCCCUGACAGCAUGCCCGGUGCCGAGCAAGAGGAUCCAGUGGAACAGCCGUUGAGGAUCAUGUUUCUUGGAAAGAGUGGGGUGGGCAAGAGCUCGAGUGGAAACACCAUCUUCGGGCGACAUGUGUUCAGUUCAGAAAUGACGCUGGCUAGAGUCACCAGACACUGUGAAAAGGAGGUUGGGACGGUCAAGGAUGUGCCGGUCGAUAUAACUGGGAAAGUCAAGGAUGUGCCUGUCGCCGUGAUCGACACACCCGGCUUUUUUGAGACUGACCGUAACAAGGAGGAAAUUGAGCGAGAGAUUCUGAAGUGUGUCAGACUCCAAGAACCAGGACCUCACGCCUUCGUGUAUGUUAUCUCUGUCGGAAGGAUGACUCAGGAAGAUCAAAAUACCAACGCAGUGAUCGAAGCAAAGUUUGGCCCGAGAGUGUGGGACUACACCAUCGUCCUGUUCACCCAUGGGGAUCGUUUGGAGGGAAAAACAAUAAAUAAUAUCAUCACUGUCAGUGACGACAACCUCCGCAACUUCAUCCGCAAGUGCAGCGGCGGGUUCCACGUCUUCAACAACAAGGACCCGGAGGACCAGGUCCAGGUGACCAGCUUCAUAGCAAAGAUCCAGACCCUGGUGGCCCUGAAUGGAGGGGGCCAUUACCACACAGCCCUGUAUCCUGAAGAGGAGAGGAAGAUUAGGAAGAGACAGGAGAGCAUCCUGGCAGAGAGAGAUAAGGAGAUCAGCAGCAAGGAGAGAGCGCUGCAGGAGCGUCACCAGGGAGAAGAGCUGGAGGAGAAGAAGAAGGAGCUGUGGAGGAAAGAGGAGUUCAACUCAAGACUGGCUGCAGAGAAGGAGAUCAGGAGGUUCUCGAACAUGUGGAAUAUUUUUAGAUACAUCCUAAUCCUGGGAGGCAUAGCACUGGCACUGAUACCAGUCCUCUGUCCUGAGACUACCACAAUAAUGAGGAGCUCAGGAUUGUGAUGGUGGGGAAGACUGGUGUUGGGAAAAGCGCCACAGGAAACACCAUUCUGGGAAACCAGAGCUUUAAAUCAGACGUAUCAGCUGAAUCUUUGACAACACACUGUGCUAAGGCCUUUGGUGAGGUUGAUGGACAAAAGGUUGCUGUU
This is a messenger RNA of Micropterus salmoides (largemouth bass), 1267 nucleotides long. RefSeq names its product GTPase IMAP family member 7-like. NCBI's taxonomy places the organism in Eukaryota, Metazoa, Chordata, Actinopteri, Centrarchiformes, Centrarchidae. The coding region runs from base 147 to 1121 and encodes 324 amino acids. The transcript has 3 exons. Gene Ontology annotation, molecular function: GTP binding. The record is from RefSeq and is a predicted model, not a curated record.